This is a messenger RNA of Mollisia scopiformis, 865 nucleotides long. RefSeq names its product acyl-CoA N-acyltransferase. Lineage: Eukaryota; Fungi; Ascomycota; Leotiomycetes; Helotiales; Mollisiaceae. The transcript has a single exon. Gene Ontology annotation, molecular function: acyltransferase activity, transferring groups other than amino-acyl groups. The record is from RefSeq and is a predicted model, not a curated record. Bases 203 to 820 code for a protein of 205 amino acids.
UACCUCUCCGAGCAUCGUCCAUCCAUACCAUCCAUAAAGUAGCGAUGGAAACCGCGCAUAGCGAAAUAAACAAGCAUAUCGCACACAUCCUGCGAGAAUUCCACCAAAAUCGAAUUGUGAAAGAUUUUCAUACUAAACCCGGUUGCAAAUCUCACAGGAUCACGUUAUCUUCACUUCUAGUUUCAAAUUCUCAUACAUCAUCAUGCCAACCACAUCAACAGCAACAUUCACCGCCCUCUUCCAAACCCCCAACCUUAUCUACCGUCCUCUAACUACUCAAAUCGCGCACAAACAAUUCAUUCACACGAUUUUGAGCACCCAACCAACGACAUGGGCUCAAAGCACCAUGAGACUACUGAAGCCUCAGACCGAUGCAGACAUCGAAAAAUAUGUAGAAAGAUUAGCUGGUUCACUACUCGCCGUUAUGAUUCACAAGAAGAAGAUGCAACCGACUGAAGAGAAGAAUGCGGAAUCGGAUGAAGUUCCAAUCGGAUACCUAAUUCUGAGCAAUGACCCUUUAUCCGCCCAUCACCGUUGCUGCUCACUCGGAAUCGUCAUCUCAGACGAAUAUCAGAACAGAGGUUAUGGUAGCGAAGCUAUCAAUUGGUCACUGAAUUGGGCGUUUGAUGUAGCGGGCUUACAUCAUGUCGGUCUGGGCUGUUACAGUUUCAACGAAGGGGGUUUGAAGUUGUAUCCACGUUUAGGUUUCAAGGAGGAGGGGAGAAAUAGGGAGGUGUAUUGGUACGGAGGACGGUGGUGGGACGGAGUUAUGUUUUCGAUGUUAGAGGAUGAAUGGAGGAGUAUGAGGCAAGCGGAAUAAAGUGAAAUGAGAUGCAAGCAGGCAUUGAGCUUCGGAAUUGAAAAC